UGAUGUAUUGAUCUGAUGUUUUCCUCCUCUGCGCUCACACUGAACUGCUCGUCACACAGCUCGAGGCAGAGAGCUGACUUCCGGUAUGUUCACGGAAAAAACCUGACAAGUGUUGCUGCUUCCGGCUUUAGCUUCCUCUCAUCACACAGAGAAAUGACUGCAACCUUACGCCCAUAUCUCAAUGCAGUGCGUGCUACUCUGCAGGCCGCCCUCUGCCUGGAGAAUUUCUCCUCUCAGGUGGUGGAGAGACACAACAAGCCAGAGGUGGAAGUACGGAGUAGUAAAGAGCUUCUCCUGCAGCCUGUGAUCAUCAGUCGUAAUGACAAAGAGAAAGUUCUCAUUGAGGGAUCCAUCAACUCUGUUAGAGUCAGCAUUGCUGUCAAGCAGGCAGAUGAGAUUGAGAAGAUUCUUUGCCAUAAGUUCAUGCGUUUCAUGAUGAUGAGAGCAGAGAACUUCUUCAUCCUGAGGAGGAAACCAGUGGAGGGCUAUGACAUCAGUUUUCUCAUCACCAACUUCCACACGGAACAGAUGUACAAACACAAACUGGUGGAUUUUGUCAUUCAUUUCAUGGAGGAAAUCGACAAGGAGAUCAGUGAAAUGAAGUUGUCUGUCAAUGCCAGGGCUCGUAUCGUCGCUGAGGAGUUCCUCAAAAAUUUCUGAGACAGAGAGAGAAAACCCAGGAACACAUUCCUUUUGCAAUCUUGGCCGUCACUGUGGGUCGUCACACCACAGGGCAGAGAGGAGGCAAAAUAUGAUCAGCCAAGAGAAAAACAGAAGAUGUACAGUAAAGAUGUACGGGCCAAUGUUGUUUUCGCCCUUUAACCUUAAAAUAUGCCUCUGCUCAAAAAUAUUGAUGCUUGUACAUAAUGAAUAUUCACACCAGACCUUUUUUUCUGCCUUUUUAAAACAUCAAAAGAAUUCAGGGCAGGUCCUUUUUUAAAAGGAUAUUUGUAAUCAAUAUUAGUGAGCACAGGAUAUAUUAGAUUUUUUUUUUUUAAAUAAUUUAAAUGUUUUUUAAUAUAUAUAUUAUAUGCACAUGAAUUUGAUUUAGCUGUUUUGUCAUGACAGACUUUAAACCAUGAGGGCAAUCAAUUGGCGCACAUUUCUUGUCGCGAGUACGGAGAGUAAAAACCUAUUGUAAAUGGAAAGAAGGAAAAUAAAUACACUUGCUGGCAGUGAAGUGAAAUAAAAAUGUUAUCUUUG
Acanthopagrus latus (yellowfin seabream) is the source of this 1203-nucleotide messenger RNA. RefSeq names its product actin related protein 2/3 complex, subunit 4 (gene arpc4). Gene Ontology annotation, biological process: Arp2/3 complex-mediated actin nucleation; actin filament polymerization. Bases 16 to 660 code for a protein of 214 amino acids. Gene Ontology annotation, molecular function: actin filament binding. The record is from RefSeq and is a predicted model, not a curated record. Lineage: Eukaryota; Metazoa; Chordata; Actinopteri; Spariformes; Sparidae. The transcript has 6 exons. Gene Ontology annotation, cellular component: actin cytoskeleton; Arp2/3 protein complex.